Vigna angularis (adzuki bean) is the source of this 1005-nucleotide messenger RNA. Its product is annotated as DEAD-box ATP-dependent RNA helicase 36. The coding region runs from base 87 to 983 and encodes 298 amino acids. The record is from RefSeq and is a predicted model, not a curated record. Gene Ontology annotation, molecular function: nucleic acid binding; ATP binding. The transcript is spliced from 3 exons. NCBI's taxonomy places the organism in Eukaryota, Viridiplantae, Streptophyta, Magnoliopsida, Fabales, Fabaceae.
AAUUUGUAAAGUUUUUAAAUGGUAUUGUAUUUCGUCUACUUUUAACAAAAAUUCCUUCUGAAAUUAGGGUUUUGGGUAUAGACAGAAUGAAGUGUUCGCACAGAGGCAAUGGCGACGGCGUCGGCGACGACGUGGGAGGUGGAAAAAAUAAAGCAAGUGAGCAAGUAGAACGCCACCACUCUCAUGGUCACACGCUCCCAGUUCCUCAAACUCAAGAAUCAAAUCAACGCUCCGUCGCAAACGGCCGCGAAGUCCUCGACGAAGCCGCGACAUACGGCAAGAUGUUCGAUGACCUCGGCCUGGCGGAGUGGGUCGUUAAUACGUGUCAGGAGCUCGAAAUGCGGAUGCCACGACACGUGCAGCAGCGUUGCAUACCGCCUAUGCUAGAGGGUCGGCACGUGCUUGGCAUCGACGAGACUGGGAGCGGAAAAACGGCGGCCUUUGUUCUUCCGAUCCUACAUCGACUCGCUGAGCACCCCUUCGGUGUUUUCACAAUCGUAGUGACGGCCACGCGCGAACUGGCGUUCCAGCUAGCAGAGCAGUUCCGCGCUCUAGGCUCUGUCGUGCACCUCCGCAUCACGGUUGUGGUAGGCGGCAUGGAUAUGCUCAAGCAGGCGAAGGAUUUGGUUGCGAGGCCGCACCUCGUCAUUGCCACACUUGGGAGAAUCCACGUCUUGCUCCGUGAUAACCCUGAUAUUUCUUCUGUUUUCUCCAGAACCAAGUUUCUUGUCUUGGAUGAAGCAGAUCGAGUUUUGGAUGCUUGUUUUCAGGAGGAAUUGAAAUUUAUCUUUCAGUGCUUACCUGAAAAUCGACAAAAUCUGGUCUUUUCUACGACAACUACAAGUAAUCUGCAAAAGUUGCAAGAACAUUACCAAGAUAAGAUGUAUGUCUACAAGGCAUAUGAAGGUUUUAAAACAGUUGAAUCACUUAAGCAAUAUGGGAUAUUUACAAUCCUGUCAUCGCGCCACUUUCAACAUAUGUAAAAUAUCGAUAUAAAAAGCCUUU